AUGGCCUCCCGUUGUGCUCUCUCCCUCGCUCAGAACGUCCCCAAAGCCGAUGGAUCCCUGGACUUGACUAUCCCCUGUAGUGUCGACUCAGGAGCUGGCUGGCAAUUCAACUUUAUCAAUGGCACCAACACCUAUGUCAUCUAUGCUCAAUCCUCCAAGUUCACUUUGACCGGUGACUGUGUUGACCCCACCACCACUUCCUCAGCUUCAGUCGUUGCCCCAACCACCGUCACUGCCACCGCAACCGUCACCAACAACGCGACUAUCACCAAUAAUGCGACUGUUACAGCUAUAACUACUGCUACGACGACUCUUAUCAAGACUGUUGAAACCGUCGUCUUUGAGUCACCAAUCGUUUGGUUCGUCCAACCCUCCGCUGCUGCCGAUGCCAGUGCCGCCCCGCAAACCGUGACUGUCUACAAUUCGGGCAUCGCACCAGUAACCUGCGCUGCUGGUUCGCUUCAAACUAAGAGCACUGUUUCUGGAAAAUACGGCAUUUAUACACUUCCUACCGGACCCAAGGCCGUUCCCAGCAGAGUCCCCAACCCUUCUAGAUCUGUACUAAAGCCUAGCACGACGCCAUCGACCACUCCUGCCGUCUACACCGGCGCCGCUUCAUCUGUCCAGGUCAGUGGAGGAGUCAUGGGUUUCAUCGCUGCCGUUGCUAUGCUCUUGUAA
This is a messenger RNA of Penicillium taxi, 678 nucleotides long. RefSeq names its product gpi-anchored membrane protein. The transcript has a single exon. Bases 1 to 678 code for a protein of 225 amino acids. NCBI's taxonomy places the organism in Eukaryota, Fungi, Ascomycota, Eurotiomycetes, Eurotiales, Aspergillaceae. The record is from RefSeq and is a predicted model, not a curated record.